Molecule: messenger RNA, 1218 nt
Organism: Paramuricea clavata
Lineage: Eukaryota; Metazoa; Cnidaria; Anthozoa; Malacalcyonacea; Plexauridae
Source: the annotation of a GenBank genome assembly
AUGGAGACAUUAAAGGAUUGGAUUUCCCAAGAAGCUGAGUACCAAAUUCAGGCCUCAGAAAUUAAGCAUGGGUUUCGGAAGAUACGAGCAGAAAGAGUCGAUGGAAGCGGAAGUGGUUCCGGUCGAGGCGGACGGACCUUCUAUGGAAAACCAGUUGAUGGAGGUGACAAAAGAGUCAAGAAAUGCCAAGUUUGCACAGAGAUCCACCCUAUUUGGAAGUGUACAAAAUAUCGAGAUCAGUCAAUAGAAGACAAGUGGAAAAUGGCAAAGAAGUUAGGUUUGUGCUACCGUUGCCUUGGUGACAAUCACUUAGGAAAUGCCUGCAAAUGGAACAGACAAUGUAAUAUAGACGGUUGCAAUGAGACCCACCACUAUUUGCUUCAUAGGCCAAGGGAUCCCUCUAAGGCACCCAGUAAGGAGAAAGAUGACAAUAUGAAGGUUGAGUCAGGACCAGGAUCUAAUACGGAGGGGGAUGACCAACGAAAGACAUAUGGAGCAACUCGAGGACAGGAAACAGAAUAUGUUGCUUUGCGAACAGUCCCAGUCAUUGUAAAGAAUGGAAACAAGAGGAUUCCUGUAAACUGUCUUUUGGACGAAGGCAGUGAUACGAGCUAUAUUAACGAAGAUGUUAUUGAGGCUUUGGGGUUGCAUGGAGCCAAAACGGAGAUUAAUGUGAAAGUGGCUAAUGAUGAAACAGUCACUUUUAUGUCAUCAACAUUUGAUGUCGGGUUGGAAAGUACUGAUGGUCGCGUGGACACCACAAUAACAGUGCAAUCGUCAAAGAAAAUUUGUGGUGGUAUGAAACCAGUCAAUUGGAUAAAGAUUAAACACAACUGGCAGCAUUUACAGAAGAUUUACUUUCCAAAACUAGUAACUGGACGACGAGUGGAUAUUCUCUUAGGAGCGGAUCAUCACGAACUGAUGUAUUCAAUGAAAGAAGUAGUUGGAGAGCAUGGUCAACCAUCAGCAAGGCUCUGUCCACUCGGGUGGACAGCGGUUGGAAAAGUGAAUGGUACUGAAUCGAAUGGAUCCCAUCAUACUGGGUUUCAUCACACGUAUUUGUUGAAUCAAGACAAGCCAUCGAUUGAAGUUCAUCAAACAGAUAGGAAUCUUGAUGAAAUGCUUAAGCGGUUUUGGGAUUUAGAGAACAUUGGAAUCACACACAAAGAAUCUCCCAUUUUAGAGAUGACACCAGAUGAGAAACUUGCUUGGACAAAA